AUGAGCAAACUAAAAGUACGCAAUUUGUGUGUAAUACUCGCCUAUAUACUAAGUCAACAGUUAAUCAAAACUACUGUUGAACCAGCCUUCACUUUGGCCCCCGAUUGCGAUAACGAUGAGGAGACUACUUUGAAAGAUUGCAAAGAUUUUAUACAUGAAAUCUAUAUGAAUGAUAAUGUGCGGGAAAUUCUAAUAAGAAUGCGUGAGCUGAAUAAAGUAAUACUAGUCUAUAACACUGACCUCGCUGCAGAACCAACGGAAUAUAUUCCUCAAACCAAGAAUGUUCUUCAUCUUCAAUUGAUUAUUAAAUCCGAUCGUAAUGAAAUCCAGGAAGCAGAUAUUAUAAGCAUACCAACUGACAUACUUUAUGAGCAGAAUCUACUGGAGUCACUUACACUUAGCGUACAAGGUCUACGAAAUCAGUACUUAUCGCUGCAAAACUUGACGCAAACAUUCUUUAAAAACUUCCCUGCGCUUAGACAGCUUGACUUAGCCGGAAAUAAUAUGAGAAUGUUGGACGCCAACAUCUUUGCAGCGCUAACAAAAUUGAAUUGUCUGAAUUUGAGCAGUAAUGACAUCCGGGAAUUGUCCGAAAAUUUGUUUGCAUAUCAACCUCAACUUCUCAUACUGGAUCUGAGUCACAAUUCAUUGACAUAUUUAACGGCACACCUUUUUGAUCACACUCCUUGGCUAUGGCAGUUGAAACUUGGUGCCAAUCAACUAUACGACACCACAAAUCUUAUUGAAAAUCUGAAACCGUUGCAUUAUUUACAUAGGCUAGACGUAAGCCAAAACCAACUGCAAACUAUUUGGAGCACCAAUACUUCCGUCAAUAGAACGCCAAGUUUCCUAACAAAUUUUCGAUACAGUCACAAGCGCAUGAGUUUGGUUUUAGCCAACGGUCUUAAUUAUAUUACCAAGUUGCAACCAGAAAAUUAUAAUGGUAGCGAGAUUAAUUCAACAGUAAUCAAUUUAAGUGGCAAUCGUCUGCGCGAAUUCACUUUGGAUUGGCUUGUAGCAGCGCGCAUUUCAUGCCCUUUUGAAAUAAACCUAGAGCACAAUCUGAUUGAAAACAUUUUUGCUUUACAAAAUUCGACUGUCGAUUGUGCUCCCCAAAUUAAAAUGACUGGUAAUCCGAUCGUGUGCGAUUGUAAAUUUGCUUGGAUUUACAGUGAAAACUAUCGUUCGCUGUUCAAUGGUUUGCAGUGCGUUCAGACGUCAACCAAACCAUUAAAAGAUCUCGCGCAGUUGGAACGUAAAGAACUGUGUGCUUGGGAACCAGUAAUGUGCCCCAGCGAAUGCAAUUGUUACACACAAUUUGAAUUUCUGCACAUCAAUUGCAAGGGUGCGCAACACAUCGAACAGCUCCCUCGCCCCGAGCAAGUUGGGCUCAAGAGUUCGGUACUCGAUAUUAGCAAUAACAAUUUCAUUGUAUUGCCGUUAAACAUCACCUUCGGCUAUGGUAACGUUUCACAACUCAACGCGUCGUACAAUAAAAUCACGAGCAUAAAUAUCAGUCAACUGCCAACCAACUUGACGGUUUUGGAUCUACGAAAUAAUCGCUUAAAUUCCUUAAAUGAUGAAUUUUUGCGGACAUACCUCAAUGAGAGCACAAAACUACAAUUUCUCUAUCUAAAUGAAAAUCCUUGGUUUUGCAACUGUUCCACGCUGCAACUGCUGUACACCAUACGAACACAUCGGACACGCAUACCCGAUGCCGAACAGUUACUCUGUGUUAAUAAGCCGAACGAUACACUCCUAAUGGCAAAUGUGAGAGAAUUGCGUCCAACUCCUGUUAAUGUUGAAUAUUAUCAAAAUAUGAAUGCAACAGUGAUUAGUGUAGGGUUAACCAUUAUUGUUUUACUUUGCAUUAUCGCACUCUUUUAUAAAUAUAAAUUAGAAGUGGAAGUCUGGUUAUAUAGUCACAACAUAUUGAGAUUUUGCAUUAGUGAAUGUGAGUUGGAUAAGCAUAAAACAUUCGAUGCGUUUAUUUCAUAUGCUCACCAGGAAGCAGACUUCGUCAACUAUACAUUGCUGCCUCGACUCGAACAGUGCGAACCACCAUUUCGUUCGCGUCGGACGAUCAUUGUGCUCUCGCAGCACUUCAUCGAGUCGGAUUGGGCGCGCAUGGAGUUUCGCACAGCGCAUCAGUGCUCGUUGAACGAGGGUCGUGCGCGCAUAAUAAUUAUUAAAUAUGGAGAAAUCUCAAAAAGUGAGUUAUUGGACAGAGAGCUAAAGGCAUAUUUGGAUAUGAAUACAUAUCUGGAUUGGCAAGACGUCCGAUUUUGGGACAAAUUACGCUACGCCAUGCCACAUAAAGUGGGUGUAGAGAGGAAUACCGAUAUGCUAAAGAUUAACGGCAGAAUGUAUGUUAUGGGACAAGUUGAGAUGAAUCGUUUGGGUGACGACAUUGUUUAA
Molecule: messenger RNA, 2418 nt
Organism: Bactrocera dorsalis (oriental fruit fly)
Lineage: Eukaryota; Metazoa; Arthropoda; Insecta; Diptera; Tephritidae
Product: protein toll-like
Exons: 3
Coding region: 1-2418 (805 amino acids)
Biological process (GO): innate immune response; toll-like receptor signaling pathway
Cellular component (GO): membrane
Molecular function (GO): transmembrane signaling receptor activity; protein binding
Source: RefSeq, a predicted model, not a curated record